GUAAAGGAUCAAUAAAGUUACAAGUUACAAUUAACAGUCCACAUGAGAUUGAAGAACAUGAAGAACUUUAUUGUACUGCUGUUUCUCUUCUCGUGUGCUGCUGCACUAGCUCCUCUGCAGAGAGGAGUCCUGCGAGCACCUCCAACACCCCCAGGAGUUAAGCUACCAGAGCCACAAUGGAUGGUGCAGUACCUGGACCACUUCAACAAGGACUCAAAGACCACAUGGAAUCAACGUUACUUUACAAACGACAGCUUUUGGGACAAAGAGAGUGGACCCGUGUUUCUGUUGCUGGGAGGGGAAGGACCGGAUAAUCCUGCAUGGCUGGUUGCAGACACAGAGAUUAUGAUAAAUGCACAGAAGUUCAAGGCACUCGUCAUCACCAUUGAGCACAGGUUCUAUGGGGAGAGUCAUCCCACCUCUGACCUCUCCCUGUCCAACAUGAAAUACCUGAGCAGUCGCCAGGCCCUCGCUGACGUCAACUACUUCAUCGGAGUUAUGACCAGCAUGUUAAAACUAACGGACAAGAAUCGCUGGGUCUCUUUCGGUGGCUCAUACUCUGGUGCCCUGUCUGGGUGGCUGAGACAGCUCUAUCCUGACAAAGUGGUGGGAGCAGUGGCCACCAGUGCUCCAGUGUACGCCAUUGAAGACUUCUCUCAGUACCUCGAAGUGGUGUCUGCCUCUCUAGGUUCUUCCUCUCACGGUGCUGAGUGCGUGAACGCCAUUAAGGAAGCCACUACCCAGGUGGACUCAUGGCUCGGUAAUAAAAACACUUGGAGCAUGGCUGAAAGAACAUUUAACAUUUCUCCUCCUCUGGAGUCAGAGAUGGAUGUAGCACUGGCUGCUCAGAAUCUGGCCGGAAAUUUCAUGGGUGUGGUCCAGUACAACAAAGACAACACGGCCUUUGAGGGCCGUGCCAACAAUGUCACCAUCGAGGUCCUGUGCUCUGUGAUGGUGAACACAGAGCUGGGGUCCCCUGUGAUGAGGUAUGCAGCUGUCAACAAGCUGAUGAGCGGCAACGAAUCACUGGACUGUAACUACAAGAGCCUUAUCAAUGAGAUGAGCACUACCGACUGGUCCCAUCCGCUCGUGAUGGGAGGAGCUCGUCAGUGGUACUACCAGACGUGCACAGAGUUUGGGUACUUCCAAACCACUGAUUCCACGAACCAACCGUUCGGCAAACUCAUCUCUCUCCUCUCCUACACCGACGUCUGCAACCAAGUGUUCAAAAUCGAUGCGACUGCAAUAAAGAAUGCCAUCACCUCGACCAACGCUCACUACGGGGGGAGAAAUGUCACUGGCACUAAAAUAGUGUUCCCUAAUGGCUCUAUUGACCCCUGGCACCAGCUCAGUGUUGUUAACGAUAUUAGCCCAAGUGUGCGGUCCUUCUACAUUCAUGGAACAGCCCACUGUGCCAACAUGUACCCACCAAGUCCACAAGACCCUUCAGAACUCACACAGGCUAGAGCUAACAUUACAGCAGCCAUUGGGACUUGGCUACAGUAGAGACGAAUGUCUAUUGUUUGCUGAUCGUGUGCUGAUAUAGUUAUGUGUUGUUUAUAUUUGCCUUGUUAAGUUAUUUUCAUGUUUGGUCACUUUUGUACGUGUUACUGGAUUGCAAUAUGUGCAGUGCUUUUC
Messenger RNA from Halichondria panicea, 1638 nucleotides. Its product is annotated as thymus-specific serine protease-like. The transcript is spliced from 6 exons. Gene Ontology annotation, biological process: proteolysis. Gene Ontology annotation, molecular function: dipeptidyl-peptidase activity; serine-type exopeptidase activity. Lineage: Eukaryota; Metazoa; Porifera; Demospongiae; Suberitida; Halichondriidae. Bases 43 to 1506 code for a protein of 487 amino acids. The record is from RefSeq and is a predicted model, not a curated record.